This is a messenger RNA of Capsicum annuum, 906 nucleotides long. RefSeq lists its product as uncharacterized. Gene Ontology annotation, molecular function: zinc ion binding. The transcript is spliced from 4 exons. The record is from RefSeq and is a predicted model, not a curated record. The coding region runs from base 1 to 906 and encodes 301 amino acids. NCBI's taxonomy places the organism in Eukaryota, Viridiplantae, Streptophyta, Magnoliopsida, Solanales, Solanaceae.
AUGGCUUGGCGGGCAAAAAAAAAGGCAAUUGCGAUUCUUACAGGUGGAACAGCUGAUGAAUAUCGAAAAAUGCCCCGUUAUAUCUAUAUGUUGAACCAGUGGAUUCCGAAAAUGACAAUUCAUGGACUUGAUUUUUUCAUCAAUUUAGAGAAGCAUUUGGAGAACGGGACAACAAAAAGCAAAGACAGACUUAGUGACCUUUAUUAUUCCAUGGCUAAAACGUAUACAAAAGAAGAUUUUGAUUACAUUAUGUCAAAGGUUGGAAAGGUUGAUCCAAGGAUUAAGGAAUAUUUGAAAGAAUCUGGCUAUGAGAAAUGGUCUCGAUGUCACGCCCCUAUUAAUAGAGGUAGAAUGAUGACCUCUAAUAUAGCUGAAUGUAUUAACGGUUGUUUGGUAGAGGCUAGAGUACUUCUUAUUUUAAGUUUCCUUGAAGAAGUGAGACUUCUAUUUGCUACAUGGAAUUAUAAGAAUAGUGAAAUUGCAUCUUAUACAAACACAAUGCUUGGAAGAAGAUUUCAAGAAAUACUAACUGAUAAUGGGGUUAAAUCAUUGCGGAUGACGGUUAAGGCAACUGGUAGUUAUCUGUACUGUGUGUAUGAAUCAGGAAGGAGGUACAUUAUUGAUAUUGAGCGUGGCACGUGUAGCUGUUGUCGGUAUCAAAUUGAUGAAAUUCCAUGUGCACACGCAAUUGCCCUUUUGAAGAGUAUAAAUAUAGAUGUAAAAGAGUAUGGGCGUUGCUGUUCAGAACUGUACCGUCCAAACACCAUUGUCAAGACGUAUGAACUCCCCAUAAUUCCUAUGCCAGACAUGAAAGAUUGGAUUGUACCUGAUUUUGUUGAUGCAGAUGAAGUCUUGCCACCCAAAUACAGAAGACCUCAUGGGAGGCCAAAAAAAGGAAGAAUUUGA